AUGGACCAGCCAUCCAAGAAGAGGUCCCGCUCUCCUGAGACCAGGUCAAGCUUUUCUAGCAGGUUUGCGUCUACCAAAGCUACAGCUAAGAAAAGGUCGCCUAGUCCUGACAUGUCAUUCUUGGACCAACCUUCUAAGAACAGGUCCCGCUCUCCUGAGACCAGGUCAAGCUAUUCCAGCAGGUUUGCGUCUGCCAAAUCUACAACCAAGAAAAGGUCGCCUAGUCCUGACUGGUCAUUCCUGGACCAGCCUUCCAAGAACAGGUCCCGCUCUCCUGAGACCAGGUCAAGCUUUUCCAGCAGGUUUGCGUCUGCCAAAUCGACCUCCAAGAAAAGGUCUCCUAGUCCUGACAUGUCAUUCCUGGACCAGCCUUCCAAGAACAGGUCCCGCUCUCCUGAGACCAGGUCAAGCUUUUCUAGCAGGUUUGCGUCUGCCAAAUCGACCUCCAAGAAACGUUCGCCUAGUCCUGACAUGUCAUUUCUAGAUCAGCCUGAAACCUCCAGGGAGAAGUCGUCCUCUCCUGACACCAAGUCAAGAUUUUCCAGCAGGUUUGCAUCUGCCAAAUAUACCUCCAAGAAACGUUCACCUAGUCCUGACUGGUCAUUUCUGGAUCAGCCAGAAACAUCUAGGGAAAGGUCUCCCUCUACUGAACCACAGUAUAGGGUCUCCAGAAACUUAGCAGCUGAAGCGUCUGCAACCAAGAGAAGUUCCUCUGUCAAAUUGAGGUCACCCUCUCCUGAGUCAAGAAAGAGGCAGUCCUUGUCUUUGAAGCAGAGGGUGGCAUCUCCAGCAUUUUCUUUCCUACGCAAUUCAGGGUCUGCCAAGGGUAAGAAGAAGAAUUCGGAUGACCCUGACUACACCCCUCUUUCUAAGAAGCCUGCCGCCAAGAAGACUUCUACUCAGCAGGCCCAGACUACUGGGAAGAGGAGGGGUCGACCUCCAAAGAGUGAAGUCCUAAGCUGUCCUGUGUGUAAGGAGAAGGCCUCUGGAAAAAUGACGAACACGAAAUGUGGUCACUUAUUCCACGAGGAAUGUCUUCAAAAGUGGGUUUCAACUGAAGGGCAGCGGAAUCGGCUUCUUAAGGUGUGCCCUUCUUGUGGCUCUGAUUUUGACAUGAAGGAAAAUAAUCCAAUCUAA
This is a messenger RNA of Frankliniella occidentalis (western flower thrips), 1137 nucleotides long. Its product is annotated as serine/arginine repetitive matrix protein 5-like. The record is from RefSeq and is a predicted model, not a curated record. Bases 1 to 1137 code for a protein of 378 amino acids. Lineage: Eukaryota; Metazoa; Arthropoda; Insecta; Thysanoptera; Thripidae. The transcript has a single exon.